Messenger RNA from Thalassophryne amazonica, 1025 nucleotides. RefSeq names its product PEST proteolytic signal-containing nuclear protein-like. Gene Ontology annotation, biological process: proteasome-mediated ubiquitin-dependent protein catabolic process; protein ubiquitination. The record is from RefSeq and is a predicted model, not a curated record. The transcript is spliced from 5 exons. Gene Ontology annotation, cellular component: nucleus. The coding region runs from base 45 to 560 and encodes 171 amino acids. NCBI's taxonomy places the organism in Eukaryota, Metazoa, Chordata, Actinopteri, Batrachoidiformes, Batrachoididae.
UUUUGUCAGCUGCAGACAAUUCGAAGGAAGAGGAAGAAGAAGCAAUGGCGGAGUCCAAGUGCAACCCCACAGGCUACCCCGAUGAUGGAGGGCCGCAGGAGGAGGGAGGCAGAGUGAAAACUAAGCCUGUCUCUUCUAGCACUGUGGAAGGAGGAGCGACUACAGUCAAACGUACAGCCCAGCAUCUUGCUGCUGAAGCUGAGGAUGAGCCAUCGACAUACCCGCCAGCACCCCACAAAGUCUCUAAAAUCGGCUUUGGCAUGAGCAGUCAGAUUGGAAAGAAGUCUAACUCUAUCUCUAUCAAACUUGGAGCAACAAAACCGAAAGAGCCUGUAUCAGCAGUUCCUCCAAAAAAGACAGGACUGGCCUCUGUUUUUAAUGAGGAUGAUGAUAGUGAACCUGAGGAGAUGCCUCCAGAAGCAAAGAUGAGGAUGAAAAAUAUUGGCAGGGAGACACCAACAUCUGCAGGACCCAAUUCCUUCAAUAAGGGCAAGCAGGGCUUCUCCGAUCACCAAAAACUCUGGGAGAGGAAGAUGAAAGCUCAUGCGGAUAAACUGUAAAUGACUACAGCUUUGUUUGUAAUGUCAUAUCGCUGUCUAUGAAGGUCCCAGUAAUUCCUCACUGCACCCUGUUUUUUUUUUUUUGUUUUGUUUUUUUCCCCUGCCCCCCCUUUUUUUAAUAACUUCUGCAGGCUUUCUCCUACCCUUAUCCUAUUUAGGACCUGUGAACAGGGUAAUUGUAGGAGAAAUGCUUCAGUCUGGAUUGGGGCUGAGCAGUGAGGAGCACUUUGGGCCUGUUGUAAUAUUAAGUGACUGAAGUCGAGCUGUAGCUGGUAGAGCCAUCAGAGGGUCACUCCUCUACAAGGAUGAAUCCAUCGUGGAGUGACUGAGAGAUGGCAUAAAACAUAAACAGUAAAGUAGUUUGAACUGUCCACAAUUUGCUAAGAACCAUAUGACCUUGUUUUCUGAUGUUCUGCUGACCCUUUCGUACUUCUGUACAAAGGUUAACCCCGCCCCUUAUGGUUU